GAAAUAGGCCAGGCUCUCGGGGAGCGGGAGCUUUGACCUUUCCCUAGCCUUCGGGAUUUUCCCCUUGUCCCUGGGCCAGCCAGCAAAUUAAUUAAUCCCACCUUCAGCCUUCCCAGAGGCCCCACCCACUGGGCUCAUUCAAGGCAGGAGAAGAAUGUGUCACUCUAUCCCCAGAGCCCAGCCCCGCUGCCGGGAAGGGGAGCUGACGCAAGACUCCAGGAGGCCUGAGGCCUGGAGCACCUCUCCUCCAGGGUCAGACGGAGACCAGGCUGAUCUCAGCAGACACCGACAGGCCCCAGGGCAGCUCCAGGAGCCCAGAUUCCAGCGGCCGGAGAGAAGGCCUGGGAGCUGCCUGCAGCCAUGUCAGCCCUCGGCCUGGUCAUCCUGGGCCUGCUCACGGCAGUGCCACCCGCCAGCGGUCAGCAAGGCCUGGGGAACCUGCAGCCCUGGAUGCAGGGCCUUAUCGCCGUGGCUGUGUUCCUGGUCCUCGUUGCAAUCGCCUUUGCCGUCAACCACUUCUGGUGCCAGGAAGAACAGGAGCCUGUGAACAUGGUCAUGACCGUCGGAAACAAAGCAGAUGGGAUCCUGGUAGGAACGGACGGCAAGUACUCCUCGAUUGAGGCCAGUUUCAGGUCCAGUGAGCAUGAGAAUGCCUAUGAGAACAACCUGGAGGAGGAGGGCAAGGUCCGCAGCACCCCAAUGUGACCCCUGCUUCCUUGUGCCCGAUGUCCAGGCCCCUCCUUCUCUGUACAGGAAUCUGCAGUAAGGGGCUGACUCCUCCAGCUCCCACACCUGCCCCACCCUCCAGCCAAGCUCGGAGCUCAGACUAUGUCCAGGUUGGGGCUCAGCCGUGGCUUUGGGGUCCUAGGGGGCCUCCCACUCAAUUCAGUUCAGAAGACCCUUCUGAAAAGGACAAUCAACUCGGCACCUCCUAUCCUGCCUCACAUCUCCCUCCCUCCAACCGUGGAAAUGGCUCUCAUUUCUGUGAAAUAAAGACGUUUUGUACUUCUGUG
Messenger RNA from Orcinus orca (killer whale), 1013 nucleotides. It is a transcript of the gene PDZK1IP1, whose product is annotated as PDZK1 interacting protein 1. The record is from RefSeq and is a predicted model, not a curated record. The transcript is spliced from 5 exons. Bases 361 to 705 code for a protein of 114 amino acids. Lineage: Eukaryota; Metazoa; Chordata; Mammalia; Artiodactyla; Delphinidae.